This is a messenger RNA of Synchiropus splendidus (mandarinfish), 4166 nucleotides long. It is a transcript of the gene kif5c, whose product is annotated as kinesin family member 5C. Gene Ontology annotation, molecular function: microtubule motor activity; microtubule binding; ATP binding. The transcript is spliced from 24 exons. Lineage: Eukaryota; Metazoa; Chordata; Actinopteri; Syngnathiformes; Callionymidae. The record is from RefSeq and is a predicted model, not a curated record. Bases 213 to 3161 code for a protein of 982 amino acids. Gene Ontology annotation, biological process: microtubule-based movement.
GCGUCCCAUCACUGCGCACCAGCAGAAGCUGCGGCAGGUCCAGACGCAUCCGUCCGGCGACGUUGCGCUCCCUUUCCGUCACGCAGUAUGAUGUCCGCUGUACCUGACUGAGCAGUGGCCACCGCCCGCGCCUCCGCCACCUUCCUCCGGGCACCAGCGCGCCUGGCAGCAGCGGCCAACCUUCGCAGGUGGUGUAAACACAAGCGGCAGCAAUGGCGGACGCGGCGGAGUGCGGAGUCCGAGUGAUGUGCCGCUUCAGGCCCCUGAACGAGGCCGAAAUCACCCGCGGAGACAAGUACAUCCCCAAAUUCAAGGAGGACGACACAGUGCUGAUAACGGGCAAGCCAUAUGUUUUUGACCGUGUGUUGCCCCCUAACACGUCCCAGGAACACGUGUAUGACCAGUGUGCCAAACAAAUCGUCAAAGAUGUCCUCGGUGGUUACAAUGGCACCAUCUUUGCCUACGGACAGACGUCGUCUGGCAAGACUCACACCAUGGAGGGCAAGUUGCAUGAUCCUCAGCUGAUGGGAAUCAUCCCUCGCAUCUCCCAUGAUAUCUUUGAUCACAUCUACUCCAUGGAUGAAAACCUGGAAUUUCACAUCAAGGUCUCUUAUUUUGAAAUCUACUUGGACAAGAUAAGAGACCUGCUGGAUGUGUCGAAGACAAACCUGGCCGUCCACGAGGACAAGAACCGAGUUCCCUAUGUGAAGGGAUGUACCGAGCGUUUCGUGUCCAGCCCAGAGGAGGUGAUGGACGUCAUCGAUGAGGGAAAGGCUAACCGGCACGUGGCAGUGACAAACAUGAACGAGCACAGCUCUCGCAGCCACAGCAUAUUCCUCAUCAACAUCAAGCAGGAGAACGUGGAGACGGAGAAGAAGCUGUCUGGAAAGCUUUACCUGGUGGAUCUGGCUGGCAGCGAGAAGGUCAGUAAGACAGGGGCGGAAGGCGCAGUGCUGGACGAAGCCAAGAAUAUCAACAAGUCAUUGUCUGCGCUCGGGAACGUCAUCUCUGCUCUGGCUGAGGGAACGAAAACUCAUGUCCCGUAUCGAGACAGCAAGAUGACCCGGAUCCUGCAGGACUCGCUGGGAGGAAACUGUCGCACCACUAUCAUCAUCUGCUGCUCGCCAUCCAUCUACAACGAGGCUGAGACAAAGUCCACGCUCAUGUUUGGACAGAGAGCCAAGACCAUCAAGAACACAGUAUCCGUGAAUCUGGAGCUGACUGCUGAGGAGUGGAAGAAGAAGUUUGAGAAGGAGAAGGAGAAGAACAAGAGUCUGAAGAGCGUCAUCCAGAGGUUGGAGACAGAACUUCAACGCUGGCGGAAUGGGGAGAACGUUCCUGAAGACGAGCAGCUGAACUCCAAAGACCAGAAGAGCGUCGAACCCUGUGACAACUCACUUGUCAUCGACAACCUGCUGCCAGUGGACGGAGAGAGGCUCGGAUCCAUCUGCUCCUCAGAGAGGAGCAAGUAUGAGGAGGACAUUAGCAACCUGUACAAACAGCUGGAUGACAAAGACGAUGAGAUCAACCAUCACAGCCAGCUUGCAGAGAAACUUAAAGAGCAGAUGAUGGACCAGGACGAGCUGCUGGCCUCGACUCGAAGAGACCAGGACAAGAUCCAGGAGGAGUUGUGUCGGCUGCAGACUGAAAAUGAGCUUGCUAAAGAGGAGGUGAAGGAGGUGCUGCAGGCUCUGGAGGAGCUGGCUGUCAACUAUGAUCAGAAGAGUCAGGAAGUGGAGGAGGGACAGCAGACCAAUAUGCAGCUGAUGGAGGAGCUGCAGCACAAGACGGCGCUGCUUUCUGUUGCCCAGAGAGACCUCGGCCAGCUCCAGGAGCUCAGUGGCCUCCAAAGGAAGAGAGCUGCAGAGGUCCUGAACCUGCUGCUGCGAGACCUCAGUGAGAUUGGAGCCAUCAUCGGAACCAGCGACGCCAAAUCUGACACUAUGUCCGAGGGGAAGGGGAACGGCUCAGUGGUGGAGGAAGAGUUCACCGUGGCUCGUCUCUACAUCAGUAAGAUGAAGUCGGAGGUAAAGUCUCUGGUCAACCGCAGCAAACAGCUGGAGAGCACACAAGCCGACGCCCACCGCAAGAUCCAAGCUAAUGAAAAAGAGCUGGCUUCCUGUCAACUCCUGGUCUCGCAGCACCAGGCCAAGAUCAAGUCCCUGACCGACUACAUGCAGAACAUGGAGCAAAAGAAGAGGCAGCUGGAGGAGAGUCAGGACACUCUGACCGAAGAGCUGGCUAAACUCCAGGCUCAAGAGAAGAUGAACGAGAUGUCCAGAGAGGAGAAGGAGAAGGAGGACAGACAGGACAGCAGUGAGAGCAUAAAGGUGAGUGGAAGGAGCGUCUUGAUGGACAGUGCUGUUUGUGUGUUUAUUUGGAAUCUGAUCCAGUUCUGGUCUGAAAACCAUCAGAAAUCUCUGGAAGAGCAGCUGGAGAACCACAGGGAGGCUCAUCAGAAGCAACUUGGUCGCCUCAGAGACGAGCUGGAGGACAAGCAGAGGAUGCUGGAUGAGCUCUCCGAUCUGAACCAGGGUCUGGUACUGGAGCAGAGGAGGCUCAUGUCCGACUACGACAAGCUGAAAGCUGAAGAGCAGGAGAAGGAUGCCAAGCUGCAGAGGCUCAUGACGCUAAUGGAGCAAACGGAGCAGGCCAAGGAGGACUUGAAGGGUCUGGAGGAGACCGUGGCUAAAGAGUUGCAGACUCUCCACAACCUCAGAAAGUUGUUUGUCCAGGACCUGACCAUGAGGGUGAAGAAGAAUGCCGAGCUGGACUGUGAGGAAGGACUUAGCAACGUCGCCCAAAAGCAGAAGAUCUCCUUCCUGGAGAACAACCUGGAGCAGCUCACCAAAGUCCACAAGCAGCUGGUGCGUGACAACGCAGACCUGCGUUGCGAGUUGCCGAAGCUGGAGAAGCGUCUGCGUGCCACGGCGGAGCGGGUCAAAGCUCUGGAGAACGCCCUGAAGGAGGCCAAGGAGAACGCCAUGAGGGACCGUAAGAGGUACCAGCAGGAUGUGGACCGGAUCAAAGAAGUGGUGCGAGCCAAGAACAUGGCCAGGAGGGGCUACUCAGCUCAGAUCGCGAAGCCCAUCCGGCCUGGACAUCACCCGCUAUCGUCCCCUGUCUGCAGCUCCAUCAGGACGGGCAGAGCCUACAACUGAAGCAGGCACCUGUGUGUCAUUUAUUUACACCGCUCCACUAGAAGAGAAGUCUCUUGUUUGCGAUAUCAUGAACCACUGCCCUCAUUUUCAGAGGCCACUAGAUGGCGCACUCUGCUCCGUACUCUUCAGAGCUCAGCAGCGCCACCAACUGAGCUCCGGAAAUGAUCAUUGAACAUGGACUUUCCGACAUAGAAAAUGUUUCUGCUUUCAGACGCUGAUACACGCGCUCAGCUGAAGUCUUCACAUCAUGUUCAUACACGUAGAAGUUUCUGAAUGUAAAUGAGAAGCCUCAUUGUGAUUCACCUUCAAUUCUGCUGUUUUCUGGCUGCAGCCCAUUCGGUCAGACUUCACAACCAGCACUGAGUAUUAGUCACCUCAUCAAGCUGCAUGUUGGAACUUUAAAUUCGCUGCUAAUGUCGUACAUUUCUUUGCGUAGAUCUCCCCUCUCACCAGCCGUCUCCAAAAGAUUCUGUUCACAUGAAUGUUCAACAAAAUGAAACAAGCGAUUGAAGGUCAGUAAAGAACGGUGUGGGGGGAACAUGAGACAGCGUCCCUGUCUUCCGAGGCCACUAGAUGGCACUAUUCUGUGUAAUAUUUGGCUGUGUGCAACGGGUUCAAUGAGCCCUCACAUGAUUUUUAAACAGCACCACCUCAGCUCUGAACACCAGGGGACUGUUUGAUUAAACCUUAUCACACGCAAUGAGAAGGUAGGGACAGAUGACAUUAAAUGUUACUCCUGGAGUGUUUUUUAAGCAAACAAGGAGGCUGGUAUUUAAAACAUAAAAGCACCACCAUUUUCUUUGUGCCUUUGGAGAAAAGUAUCCUGACUUGAAUCGCAGACGGUCAUAUUUUUAUUCUGCAUGUUUUGGAAUGUAUCUCACUGGAAAUGUUUGGCACACGUCGACUUCAUCGCUUAUCAGUUUUGCUUCGCCCCUUGUAUGCAUCCGAUAUAUUCCAAAUUAUGCAACAAAGAAAUAAAUCUAUUUGUCUUCUGAUAAAAAAAAA